Molecule: messenger RNA, 3843 nt
Organism: Siniperca chuatsi (mandarin fish)
Lineage: Eukaryota; Metazoa; Chordata; Actinopteri; Centrarchiformes; Sinipercidae
Gene: nefma
Product: neurofilament medium chain a
Exons: 3
Coding region: 148-2898 (916 amino acids)
Biological process (GO): neurofilament bundle assembly
Cellular component (GO): cytoplasm; intermediate filament; axon
Molecular function (GO): structural constituent of cytoskeleton
Source: RefSeq, a predicted model, not a curated record
GGUCUCAGUCGCUGUGAGAGCCAUACACCUGCACACACACACACAUAACACACACACACACACUCAUAUCAACACUCGCCACACGCCUCCACCUCCUGCACCGUCCCCCUUCAUUCCUCCGCACAUCCCCUACGGUAGUCUGACCGGAUGAGUUACCCGGUGGACACGAUAGGGAGCCCCUUCAGGAGAAGUAUGGAGACUAGGACGACCAGCUACGGCUACAGCCGCUCCGGCGGCACCCCCUCCAGCGGCUUUCGCUCCCAGUCUUGGUCCAGGGCAAGCCCCGGCUCCACCAUGACCACGUCUUACAAGAGGAGCGUGAAUAUUCCGGUAUCCCGAGCUUACAGCUCAACGGUGCUCAGCUCCGCCGACAGCGUUGAUUAUAGUCAAACCUCCAUCCUGAACGGAGACUACAAGCGAUCGAAUGAGAAAGAGCAACUUCAAGGGCUCAACGACCGGUUUGUUGUUUACAUUGAAAAGGUACACUACCUGGAGCAGCAGAACAAGCAGAUCGAGGACGAGAUCCAUGCACUGCGGCAGAAGCAGGUGUCGCGCUCCCAGCUGGGCGACCUCUACGACCAGGAGCUGCAGGAGCUGCGCUCGAUGCUGGAGCAAAUCAACCAUGACAAGGCGCAAAUUCAGCUCGACACCGACCAUAUCGAGGAGGACAUCCAGCGGCUCAGGGACCGCUUUGACGAAGAGGCUCGCAUCCGGGAGGAGUCUGAGGCCAUCAUCCGCGUCCUGAGGAAGGACACGAGCGACUCGGAGUUGGUGAAGUCUGAGUUGGAGAAGAAAGUUCAGUCGCUGCAGGAUGAGAUCGCCUUCAUCCGCAACAACCAUGAGGAAGAGGUGAGCGACCUCAUUGCCCAGAUCCAGGCGUCUCAGGUGACCGUGGAGAGGAAAGAUCUCCAGAAGGCAGACAUCACCGAGGCUCUGCGGGAGAUCCGCUGCGAGCUGGAGGGCCACUCCAACCAGAACCUGCAGCAGGUGGAAAACUGGUUCAUGUGCCGCUACGCCAAGCUCACCGAGGCUGCGGAGCAGAACAAGGACGCCAUAAAGUCCGCCCGUGAUGAGAUAUCCGACUACCGCCGCCAACUGCAGUCCAAGACGGUGGAGUUGGAGUCCGUCCGCGGGACAAGAGACUCAUUGGAGAGGCAGCUGAAUGACAUCGAGGACCGCCACAACAGCGACCUGGCCAGCCUGCAGGAGACAAUUCACCAGCUGGAUAAUGAGCUCAAGAGCACCAAAUGGGAGAUGGCUCGUCACCUGCGCGAGUACCAGGACCUGCUCAAUGUCAAGAUGGCUUUGGACAUUGAGAUUGCUGCAUACAGGAAACUCCUCGAGGGCGAGGAGACCCACUUUAGCACUUUUCCUUAUCGCCAGGCCGUCACCUCUACCAAAAUCUCUAAGCCUAAAUCAGAAGCUCUCAAACUUAAGGUGCAGCACAAGUUUGUGGAGGAGAUCAUCGAGGAGACGAGGGUGGAGGACGAGAAGGCCAACAUUGACGAGGCCCUGGCAGAGAUAGCACAAGAGCUGUCUGCCACACUCGGAGAGGGAGGAGAGGAGGGAGAGGAGGAAGAGGUUGAAGCGGAAGGAGAGGGAGAGGAAGCAGAGGGUGAUGGGGACGAGGGAGAGGCGGAGGGUGAGGGGGAAGAAGUUGUAGCCGCCACUGAAGCCAAAGUUAGCGCUAGCGCACCCACUAAGGAAGAAGAGGAGGAGGAGGAUGAAAAAGGUGGUGAUGAGGAAGAAGAGGGGGAGGGAGAAGGCGGUGAGGAAGGAGAGAAGGAAGAAGAAGGUGAGGGAGAGGAUGAGGGAGAAAAGGGGGAUGAUGCAGAGGGAUGUGAUGAAGGAGAAGGAGAAGAGGGAGGAGAGGAGGAGGAAGUUGAGGAGACAGUAUUGUGCUCCAAAGCUCCAGAGUCUAAAGCCUCUCCUGACAAAGAGAAGGCCGGAGACAAAGAAGGCAGUGGAGGAGAAGAGGAAGCUGGCGCUGAAGAGGAGGGUGGCGAUCAGGAUGAAGAUGCCGGCAGUGACAAAGCAUCCAAAAGCGGAGAUGAGAAAGAGGAAAAAGAGGAUGCAGACAAAGACAAAAAGGAAGAUAGUGAAAAGGACGAGAAGAAGGUAAAAGACGAGAAAGCGGACGACAAAUCAGAAGAAGCUGUAGCCAAGACAGAAGCUCCUAAAGCGGAAGCUGCAAAGCCUGAGGCCAAGAAGGAAGAGGCUGCCAAAACAGAAGCAUCAAAACCUGAUUCUCAAAAGUCUGAAUCACCUAAACCUGAGUCUCCUAAAUCUGAAUCUCCCAAGCCUGCAUCUCCGAAGUCUGAGUCCCCCAAAGAGGGCUCACCAAAGGCUGGAUCCCCAAAACCAAGCUCCCCAAAAGCUGAGUCCCCUAAGUCAGAAUCCCCGAAACCUGAAUCUCCAAAAGCUGAAUCCCCAAAGUCAGAAUCCCCGAAACCUGAAUCUCCAAAAGCUGAAUCCCCAAAGACAGAGACUGCCAAGCCUGAAGCUCCUAAGGCUGCUGAAGAGAAAUCAGAGAAGAAGAGUGACUCAGCAGAAGACAAGGUUGAAAAGAAGGAUGUUGCCAUGAAUGGCGAUCUAGACAAGAGCAGCCCAGAAGAGAAAGAGAAGGACGAGGGGAAAGAAGCCGACGUGAUUGCUAACGGCGUGGACGAGAGCCCUGUCAAGGAAGAUGGCAGCCAGAAAGUGGUGAUCACCAAAACCGUGGAGACCAUCACCACCGGAGAGGACGGAUCCAAGCACGUCACCAAAUCUGUCACUGUGACCGAGACAAUGAAGGAGGUGGAGGAGGUGGAGGAGGUGGUGCAGGAGAAGCUGGUCUCCACCAAGAAGACAGAGAAGCACUCCACCCAGUCCAUCAAGCAGGUGACAGAGGGUGACUGAGCAGACUCCAGACGGCUGAUCCGGCAGAGGAAGAGGAGGGGGCAGAGGCGAGGACACGAAGACAAACAAUCAACCCAGAACUAACAUAACAAAGAAAAUCAUACAGCUAGAGCGAUGUAAUAAUGAUAACCACUCUCAAACAUACGAAACAAAUCAUAGAAAGAAGCCAAAACGUAAAUGCUACAAAUUUCAAAAAUGCAUGUUGAGUGACAGCUUUAUUGGGCUUCGCUGCAGACGCGGUCAGGAGCAAGCGACUGAGACAUUUUAUCCUCUUUUUCUUUCUUUCUGCAGUUCAUGGGUGAGCUCACGGGAGGGAGGGAGGGAGGGGGUCUCUGCAUGCUAGCUUAGUAGAGGGGAGUAUGUUCCGCUCUUAUCUGUAUGUAUGGUAGAAAUACACUGUAAAAAGAGUAAAUAUGUAAACGGAAUAAAUGUUAAACGGGUGGGAGAGUGAGAGAAAUAUUAUUAAAGUUGAGAGGUUUUUUGAGUUUAAGUACAAGGAGGGGGACAGACAGGUGGGAGGGUCCUCCACACAGACACGUGCUCUACUGAAGAAGCCUUACUUGAUGUGAAGAUAUCAACUGAGCCAAAAAGAAACUAACAACAAAUACACAACUUACAAUGGAGAAAGAGACGGGCAGCGAUAUGAUAAACACAUGACCAUAUACAUCCAGUAACUGAAGCAGUUAAAGCUUAACAAACCUGAAGAAACUCCUAGCCUUAAACAUGCUUUUUAUCAGUGUCUGUUAUGUUUACCUGAGUGCAAAUGACAAAAAAAACCCACUGUAAAUGCGCAGAUACAUGCAUUCUUGUAUGCAUAGGAUGGACUUGAAUUUAAAUACAGAAAUAAAUGAGGUGCUACUGUUUGCAAUCCCAUGACUUUACUCAUCAUGAACGAUUUCCCAGCAGUAUUUGCUCAAUAAAUGUCAUAAUGAAGUAAAAAAAAAA